Messenger RNA from Diprion similis, 2857 nucleotides. Its product is annotated as zinc finger protein 341-like. Bases 158 to 2239 code for a protein of 693 amino acids. Gene Ontology annotation, cellular component: nucleus. The record is from RefSeq and is a predicted model, not a curated record. NCBI's taxonomy places the organism in Eukaryota, Metazoa, Arthropoda, Insecta, Hymenoptera, Diprionidae. The transcript has 10 exons. Gene Ontology annotation, molecular function: DNA-binding transcription factor activity, RNA polymerase II-specific; RNA polymerase II transcription regulatory region sequence-specific DNA binding. Gene Ontology annotation, biological process: regulation of transcription by RNA polymerase II.
CCCCCAGUGAGCUGAGUGAAUUCAAUGCGUGUGUGUUGAUCGAAAGUUAAGUAUGAGGUUCAAAUCGUCCGUCGCUCUAUUGUGCCAGUGCCAGUAGCUAUUAAGUAUCUAGAACCUCUUUUCACGUCAUGUUUAUUUCCUGGUGUUAAAAUCAGGCAUGGCGCACUCUAUUUUCGACGCCUUGACAGGAGUCUCUUUGGAUCCUUCGGUGCAGUCGCUUCUCGAAUCUCAAGCAUUAAUUACAGAAGCUGAAAACGCCGCUGGCAUAGACCAGGAUGAGGAAGAUAUAUUUCAGUGCGGAAAGUGCAAAAGCCAAUUUACAUCCCUGCACAUGUUUAUACUGCACAAAAAACAGCACAUCAAAUUGGAAGAGCAGACUGUGGAUAUUAAUCAAUACCUGACCUGCAACGACGAUCGUAUACAUCAACCUGAACCCGUAAGCCAGGAAAAUGUACAAUUUCCUUCGCAAGAAACGUUCAUACAGGCAGAUACGAUGGGUGAACCUAUCAUACUCGAGGAAAGCGACAUGCUGUUUAGUAUGGAGCAGGAAGGUGCGAGCUACUUGACUCCCGAUUCGAGCUUCAGUCACGUGCCGAUAAUUCUGACGUCAGAGAACCUCGAUAGUUUUGAAAAUCCGGUAAUGAAUCCUGAAAAUGACACUGUGCAAGAGCUGAAAGAAACUCAAUUAUCGCCUGAGCAGUGUUUGAUGCCUGAGAAAUCUUCUGUGGAGACUGAAACUCUCGUAUCGUAUCAACAGAAUAAUAACGAAGAAGAGGAAGCUGGAGGUGGACAAAAUUUAAAGUACAAAUGCAGCUACUGUGAAAAACAGUUUUCUAAAAAAUUCUACUGGCAGCAACAUGUGCGAUCUCAUACCGGUGAAAAACCAUAUCAGUGUGUUGUUUGUGGACGAGCAUUUGCCCAGAAGUCAAAUGUCAAGAAACACAUGUCGUCGCAUAAAGUCUGGCCCGGCACAGCUAUACAUUCUCUACCACCAGAUACACCUCCUGAUGGAGACAUGGAUCGUACUUAUCAUUGUCAGUUCUGCAAAGAGAUAUUCGAUUCGUACAAAGCAUUGAAAAGGCACCUAAUUGUCUCCCAUCUAACGCUGAAAGUAUACAAAUGUGUGCAGAACAGCUGCAGCUUGAUGUUUGCCGAACUCGAGGAUUUUCUCGAGCACACUCGUAGCCAUAAACGUUCAGAAUAUCGUUGUCACGUUUGUGGCGAAGUCUUCAACACGCUGUCAGAUCUGGGUCUCCACCAAUACACGCAUUCUUUUCAAAAGCAAAAGACUUCGGAAAAGUACUACUGCUGCUCUGUGUGCAAAUCGUCGUUUGCCAAUCUCGAGGCUCUUCAGCAUCACACCGAAACAACGACGCACAAUUACGCAUGCCCUCACUGCAGUAAAAGCUUUCCCGUCGAACGGUAUCUGCGUCGGCAUUUGAAAACGCAUGCAACGUCGGCUGAAUUCACCUGCGAAGAUUGCGGAAAAGCUUUUAAAACUGAACAAUACUUGGCCAAUCACCGAUUAAUUCACAGCGAAGCGACUCCGUUCCCUUGUCCGCACUGUUCAGCAAAGUUUAAGAGGAAAGAUCGACUCGGUCGCCACAUGCUCAUCCAUGAUUUAACAAAGAGGCUCAAAUGCCCGUUCAGAGGAUAUUUGGGAUGCAUGAGCGAAUUCUCUCGCCCUGAUAAACUGAAAAGACACCUGCUUACCCACAGCAAUAUCAAACGGUUCAACUGUACCCAUUGUAGCCGAAAUUUUCAUCGAGCUCAAGCACUGAAGCAUCACGAAAUCAACAAACACAAUGUAAAGUGCGACACUUGCUCGCAUGCUUUUAAGUCCAAGGAGCAGCUGGUUCUUCAUAAUUGCGAAAUUACCGCAACCGAUGUUAAGCGACACCGGAAGGCAUCUGGGAGUUUCAAACCGCGAAAACCAACGCCACGUAGGCAAAUUUUAUCAAAACCGACAAUCAACAGUGGAGAUAAAGAAAAACCUGGAAAACCCCAAGCCGAGGAAUCACAAGUCAAGGAUUUUUUACACGAGGCAACAGAAUCGGAUGUCAAUAAUCGCAAAGCGAUAGCAAUGACAAAGGAAGAGAUUACGGAGAUAUCUAACACGUCGAAUCCUGCGUUCGAAAUGAUCUUGUUACCCUUUCCGGCUGAGAAAGAAACUGAAUACGAACUGCAAGUGCAUUCAAAUAAGGAUAGUAAAAAUUUGCAAGACAUUUCAACUUGUUGAAAUAAAAACUGAUCAGCUGUACGGUCAAGCUGAAGAAGAAAAAAAAAAACUUCAACAUAUAUUGACGGUCGACGCAAAUUUUGACUUUUUAAUUGUAUAUAUGUAUAUUAUAUAUAUUCUUUAUAUGCAUUUGAACUUUUUCAUGUUAGAUGUUAACAUUUUUUACUUCAAGAGAUUUAAGAUUUUGCUGAAAAGUUAAGCAUAUUUCUGCAUUUGUGACCCGAAACACUAACAUUUUCAAAAUUAUGACCAACUAAAGUUUCAAAAAGAUGGUAAAAACCUUGGAGCUCAAACAUCAGCGACGUCUUAUAACUGUUGAUUGGCUUGUGAGCAGGUUAUUUGAAAUUUAAUAUACUACUUUAACUUUGCGAUCCUUGAAUCAUCAAUUCCUGACAAAAUAAAUUUCAAAUUGAUAUCGGCAUAUGUAAAGAAAAAUUGUAAAUUAAUAUAUAAGUAAUGCCCUGAAGUAAAAAUGUGUCAUCGAUCCACGUGGAAAUGCUCAGAUAUAUAUCUUUUUUACAUAUCUGUGAUAAUUACAUUAUUAUUAUUAUAUACACAAACAGUCCAUGCACAGGUUCUGGCACCUAAAACUAUACGAGUCAGUCAAAAUGUCAGUUU